UCUUGCAGUGAUAACUCCACUCCCGCAGUGUACGUGUGUUUGUUUGCCUCCGCCGCCCCCCAGUACACCCAGUAUACCUCUACCGCCCUCCAGUAUCCCUCUACCGCCCUCCAGUACACCUACUGUCCUCCCAGCGCCGCUCGUAUUCCUCCAGUACUACUUUUAUCCCUCUUUGCCCCCCUGGUACUGGUAAUUUCUCCAGUGACACUGGUAUCCGCACGUUUACCUACAGUACUGCUGGUGACUCCUCUCUACCCUGCAGCACCACUCUUGUUUCUCCUCUGUUGUGUAGUAUAUUACUUCACAACCACCUGACUGUCAUGGCCUCUUCCAAUGAUGGAGUAAUGUGUCGGCUGUGACGACAGCGUGAACGUCUCGCCAUCUGUUAAACCACCUGUCACAUUAAGCCAUCUGUCUCCAUGCUUGAGCCUCAGCUCCCUGUCACCAUGACAGGUUUUCAGCCAACUGUCACCACAACUAAUUCUCAACCACCUGUCACCCCAGCUGGGUCUCAGCCACCUGUCACCACAGCUGGGUCUCAGCCACCUGUCACCCCAGCUGGGUCUCAGCCACCUGUCACCCCAGCUGGGUCUCAGCCACCUGUCACCCCAGCUGGUUCUCAGCCACCUGUCACCCCAGCCGGUUCAAAGGUAGGCGUGAUGCUUCAACUUUCUGUAGCUUUCAAGCACCAAGACCGGUGCUUGUUCCGUCUUCAGAAGAUGGUCCGUCGGACGGCCCGCGACGUGCUGCACCAGGUGUACGAGUGGGGCACCCAGGGCCUCACCAUCACUCUCCCCUUGCACCAGUACCUUCAAAAAAAUGGAAAUUUUCAGAGAAGAAAAAUCUCUCAGAUCUUCAACAAGGCGCAGAUGGACACCCUGGCGGCUGAUCCCACCGGGGCCACCUACGACAUCUCGCUCAUGUAUAAAUGUAUCCAGACGGUGUGUGAGGGCAUGUGUCCUGUUAACGACCCAAUCUGGUGGACUCCAGGACACACCCUCGAGUUCAGUAUAACCUCCAUUAAAAAUUUUCGCAAUAUUGUUAUGCACAGGGAGAUAUCACCGACUCAAACAGAGUUUAUCAACAUGACGGAGGAGCUGCGGGAGCUGUUGAAAGGCGUUCUGGAAGCAGCUGGGACAAAGUACAACAUUGAUGGCGAUAUCGUAGCUCAGUGUAUCCGUAUGAUGGACCACAGCAUCAGCAUAUUGAGGGACGAUCCUUUUCAACACUGGAACAUCACAAGUGUUGAGAACGAGCUCUUGUUUAAGGAAGGUUUAGAGCUUUUGAUGUCAGUUGGUAUACAAGAGUUGAAGGAGAACUAUACCAAAUGGUCCUACAUCAACCCAAUGUCAUUCCUGGAUGGAACUGAACUGCAUCUCCAAGUAGGUGCUAUUUUCACUCAAAUGGAAAUAGUUCUUAAUAGACGGUGUCUUAAAAGUCAACAGAUCAGUAACAAAGAUUUACUGCAGUUUGUGGGUGAUGGUACGACCAGUAACAUCACUCUGGUGGAAGGUGUCGCAGGGGCAGGUAAAACUACCCUUACUAAAAUUAUCAUGUCUAACUGGAUCACUGGCAGCAGUUUUAUAGACGAUCUUACAAGUUUCGACUUGGUAAUAUAUAUGGAAUGUAGAAAUCCAGUUAUUCAAUCUCUGUCGCAAUUGUUGUCAACUUUAAUGCCAAAAACGUCUCGGAGAUUCCGAGAGAACGAUUUAUUGAAGAGUGUCUUGCAGUAUAAAGUACUUGUUGUUGUUGAUGGUCUUGAUGAAUUAAACGUCUCCUCCACGAAGCUCCUCAAGGAGGUACUGAACAUAAAGUUAUCAUAUGAUAUUGCUGUAUUCUGCACCACAAGGCCAGAGAAAGUAAAGGAUUUCUUCAAAAUGCUUCCUCCUGUUCUCAAAAUAUCCUACCUAAAAAUUAUUGGCAUACCAGACAGCAUGAGGGAGAUGUUUGUCGAAAUAUAUCAUAAGGAAAUGAAGAAAAUGAGCAUGAGUACUCAGGAGACUGAUGGACUCAUCAAGUAUCUGAGAAAGACUCAAAAUCAGCUGCAAGAACAUCUCCGACUUCCUCUGAACCUUGUACUGCUGACCUUCUUGUGGGCCGUCGGGGGAGACAAAGUAAACAUGGUGACAACAGCCACAGAACUGUACUGGGAAAUUCAUGAACUAAUGAUUGAAAAGCUGCUGGAGCGGUUAAAGUCGCAACACUUGACUGAACUCUUGGACACCUCGGAACUCAGGAGUAAGAUUCAUGAAUUUUUGUCUUCGUUAUACCAUGAGUCGUUAUUAAGCAUUAAGAAUGAGAACAUUGUCCUGGCAGACGAGUCAACAAAGAAACUUGAGGACAUUUGCUCUAACACUGGUUUGCCACCCAAAGAAGUUAUGGGCGCUUACUUGGCUCAGAAAACCUUGUGGACUGUGUCAGGAAUUCAGAUGAGACAUAUUAUACCUCACAAGGGCCUCCAGGACUUUUAUAGUGCCAUGUACUUACUUCAGAGUUGCACCAAAAAACUUGAGGUUUCAAGUAUUGCUGAAAAAAUAAUUCAAACAGUCAUUGCCCCGUUCAGAACUAACACCAUCACCAAAAUUCUGGAAAAAAUGCACGAAAUGAACUCGAGUCCUCUGCCCCUUGAGAAGUACCAGAAUGUUUUGAUUCAUCUAACUGGACUCUUUCACAAAAGAGAAAAUAUGACCAUGAAUAUAAGCAAAGAGUUAGUUAAACUGCUGAGGGAGUCUGGCAUAAGAGACAGGGACGAGUGGCUGGACUUGCUAGCCAGCGUCAAGUGUAACACCAAGAUGGUCAACCUUCUGGUGAAGCAGAUCCCAGAGUUCCUCAUAGUGAACGGCAGGGUGGAUGUUGAGGACUCCAGAGUGGACUGUUACGCCAACCUUCUCCCUCUCCUAACCCCCAAGGAAGUGGUGGUGAAGAUCAGGAGGAAACCCCAAGACAUUCCCCGUCUGGAGGAGCUGCUGGUGCAGAUGAGCCUGCUAGUGGAGACGUGUCAGUACCAGGUGGAGCUGCACCUCGAGCACCUCUUCCGUCACCCCGCUUGUCUCGACCUCUCCCUCGACACUGUUCUCCAGCGAGUCCUACAAAGGUGCAGCGUGAGGGAGUACCGCGGGGGCGUGAGCCAGAGGGUGUGUGAAGCCCUGCCCCCGACCCUGCAGGAGGUGGGCGUGGCCCUCGCCACCACCGACCACGCCCACCUCCUCCACCGCGCCUUCAACACCUCCACCCUCUCUCGCCGCUUCCCUCUUCUCAACAAACUCUGUGUGCAGGUGGGGCAGCAGGUGGAGGCGACAGUGUUGGUGCCCCUGCCACCACUGAGGUACCUGGAGGUGCACGUCAGCCACGUCACCGUGGACCACGUCUCCUGGCUGGUCCAGGUGGUCCGAGGCCUCCAGCCCACGUCCCGAGGGUACAGCUGCGUGAGGCUGGCUAGCAGUGACCUGAGGGUGGAGAGCUGUCAGCUGUUGAUCCAGCAGCUGAAGGAGGCCGGUGUGACGGUGUGGGGAGGCUUCUACAUCGCCUCCACCAACAUCCACCAGGUGGACGAGGCGGCGCUCAUAGACUUCACUGACAACAUGCUGGGAUGUGUCUUCUGGAGGAUGAACGAUGACAACAUCUGGGUGCACUAGCAGCGACCCGUCUCAUCACCCUCCUGCUGGGGGUCAGGAGCCACCAGUUGUUCGUCGUGUGAGGUUGUUCGUCGUGUGGGGUUGUUCGUUGUGUGAGGUUGGUCGUCGUGUGAGGUUCGUCGUCGUGUGAGGUUGGUCGUCGUGUGAGGUUGGUCGUCGUGUGAGGUUGGUCGUCGUGUGAGGUUGGUCGUCGUGUGAGGUUGGUCGUCGUGUGAGGUUGGUCGUCGUGUGAGGUUGGUCGCCGUGUGAGGUUGUUCGUCGUGUGAGGUUGUCUCUCUCAUCAUAGAUGAUGUCCGUUGCUCAGUCUACUGCCAAGGACUCAUUAAUAUUCACACUAUACGACAUCCUCUGCGCCAUGCUGGCUGCCGAAGACAUUACUGAUUCCCAUGCAAGAUUUUGAAACAGAUACGGGUUGAGCCGCAAGUGAAUAAUGAGACGAAGAAGUGUUAAAAUUGAUAGUAACGUUAGACUAAAUAGAAAGAUUAAAUGAUAAGGUUGAGGGGGAGUGGAGAGGCAGGUAUGGACACGAGGCAGCAACUGGCACCUGUACAGGAACAAGAUGGCCGACGGAGGUGGAGAUGACGAUGGUGGAGACGACGAAGGCGGAGACGAUGGAGGACGAUGAGGUGCGGUGUGGUCCGAUUAUAUAAGCAAUCGAUUACCGAUUAAUCUAGAGCCAUCAGGCGUGCUGUCUACAAAUACUAACAGCAUAACCACCAACGCUCCUGAAAUAGCUUCUACCACCAAUCCACGACACCUGAGUCUACCUCAGGCUGCGAGACGAAAGACGAAAACACCAACUACAGAGGUUACAGACUCCUCAGAUGAGGAAAUCUUAGUAGGAACUCCACCGCCGCAUCACAAAUACGACACCUAUUCGGCACAAGACCUCCUCAUGGAGGCCACCUCACCAAACUCCAACGACAGCACGGCUCAGCCAAAGUCAAAAAACGUUAGACCUAGAGGUCUACACUAACCCCAUCAGCUCCAUAACUGAUGGGGUUAUGGAGCCAGCCCUCCAUGACUGAAAACCACCAUGAAGACUCCCAUCCAUCCCCAGAUCUCUAGUAUCAGCUAUUGAUACAGAUAAUGGCUCCAAAGAGCCUCCACUUACAGGCUCACCAUAGCCCGUGCUACUUGGAACUUUUUGUUCU
This is a messenger RNA of Procambarus clarkii (red swamp crayfish), 4789 nucleotides long. The record is from RefSeq and is a predicted model, not a curated record. NCBI's taxonomy places the organism in Eukaryota, Metazoa, Arthropoda, Malacostraca, Decapoda, Cambaridae.